This is a messenger RNA of Triplophysa rosa, 4336 nucleotides long. It is a transcript of the gene appa, whose product is annotated as amyloid beta (A4) precursor protein a. The transcript is spliced from 17 exons. NCBI's taxonomy places the organism in Eukaryota, Metazoa, Chordata, Actinopteri, Cypriniformes, Nemacheilidae. Gene Ontology annotation, molecular function: signaling receptor activator activity; serine-type endopeptidase inhibitor activity; signaling receptor binding. The coding region runs from base 143 to 2362 and encodes 739 amino acids. Gene Ontology annotation, cellular component: cell surface; plasma membrane; membrane raft. The record is from RefSeq and is a predicted model, not a curated record. Gene Ontology annotation, biological process: axonogenesis; central nervous system development.
GCUUCGCGGUCAGGUGACGCGCCGCUCGCACUCGCAUUGCGUCCUUCGUGGAGUCCACACGGAAAACACACAGGAACAUUUAUCUGUACACGGAAUUUCAUACAGUCGGUGUUUAUCGGAGUCGCGGCGCAUUGGUGGCAGGAUGGGCUGUAAAGCGCUUUUUAUUCUGCUGAUGUUCGCGACGUCGACGCUCGCGGUCGAGGUGCCGUCGGACACAGGUACGGGACUGCUGGCGGAGCCGCAGGUGGCCAUGUUCUGCGGAAAACUCAACAUGCACAUCAACGUUCAGACCGGAAAAUGGGAAUCUGAUCCGUCCGGAACCAAGAGCUGCCUCGGAACAAAAGAGGGAAUUUUGCAGUACUGCCAAGAGGUGUAUCCCGAGCUGCAGAUCACUAACGUUGUGGAGGCCAAUCAACCGGUGAGCAUCGGGGACUGGUGCAGGAGAGGUCGCAAGCAGUGUGGCAGUCACAUGCACAUCGUUGUGCCGUACCGCUGCCUGGUCGGGGAGUUCGUGAGCGACGCCCUAUUGGUUCCCGACAAGUGUAAGUUCUUACAUCAGGAGCGUAUGGACAUGUGUGAGAGUCACCUGCACUGGCACACCGUCGCCAAAGAGUCUUGCGGUGACCGUAGCAUGAAUCUCCAUGACUACGGGAUGCUGUUGCCAUGCGGUAUCGACCGUUUCCGUGGCGUCGAGUUCGUUUGCUGCCCUGCUGAGACGGAGAAGGAGUCGGACAGCACUGCUGUUGAGGAAGUUGACUCAGAUGUGUGGUGGGGGGGCGCUGAGGCCGACUAUACUGAGAACAGCAUGACUGCAGACGCUGAGCCUGCUGCGGCAGAGGAGGAUGACGAUGAAGAUGCCGACGAAGAGCAGGAUGUUCCCGACAAUGACCCGGAUGGAGAUGGAGAUGAAGAUGAGGACGACGAGGUCAUCGAUGAACGCAUCGACAACGGGCAGAGCACCAACGCUGCCAUGACGACCACCACAACCACCACCACAGAGUCAGUGGAGGAGGUGGUCAGAGAAGUGUGUUUGGCGAGCGCAGAGACGGGCCCUUGCAGGGCGAUGUUGUCCCGCUGGUAUUUUGUCCGUGAGGAGGGCCGCUGCGUGCCCUUCAUCUAUGGAGGCUGUGGAGGAAACCGCAAUAACUUUGAGUCUGAGGAGUAUUGUAUGUCUGUCUGCGGCGGCGUGUUGCCCACCCCCUCCUCCAGUCCUCCGGAUGCUGUGGACCGAUACCUGGAGACCCCUGCGGAUGAGAACGAACACUCGCAUUUCCUCAAGGCCAAAGAGAGUUUGGAGGGCAGACAUCGCGAGCGCAUGUCUCAGGUGAUGAGAGAAUGGGAAGAAGCGGAGAGGCAGGCCAAGAGUCUACCACGCAAUGACAAGAAGGCCGUGAUCCAGCACUUUCAGGAGAAGGUGGAGGCAUUGGAGCAGGAGGCGGCUAGUGAGCGACAGCAGUUAGUGGAGACUCACAUGGCUCGUGUGGAGGCUCUACUGAAUGACCGACGCCGGCUGGCUCUGGAGAGCUAUCUCACCGCCCUGCAGGCCAAUCCACCCAGGCCGCGGCACGUGUUCAGUCUGCUGAAGAAAUACGUGCGGGCCGAGCAGAAGGACAGACAGCACACGCUCAAACACUUCGAGCACGUGCGCAUGGUCGACCCCAAGAAGGCGGCUCAGAUUCGCCCGCAGGUGUUGACCCAUCUGCGUGUCAUCGAGGAGAGAAUGAAUCAGUCUCUUGGGCUGCUGUACAAAGUGCCAGGAGUCGCCGAAGAAAUUCAGGACGAAGUCGAUGUCCUGCAGCGAGAACAGAAGGAGAUGUUCGCUCAGCUGGCCAAUCUGCAGAGCGACGUGAGGGUGAGUUACGGGAACGACGCUCUGAUGCCCGACAGCACCGCCGGUCUGGACCUGCUGCCCGACACUCAGGGAUUUGGCUUCAUUCACCCCGAGAGCUUCAACCAGCCUAACACGCAGAACGAGGUUGAGCCUGUAGAUGCUCGUCCUGUUCCUGAUAGAGGCCUUCCAACCCGACCAGUGUCUGGACUGAAGUCUGAAGAUGUUCCCGAGUUGCGGAUGGAGGCAGAAGAGAGACACAGUGAAGUUUACCACCAGAAACUGGUUUUCCUUGCAGAGGACGUGAGCUUUAAUAAAGGAGCUAUUAUUGGCCUGAUGGUCGGAGGUGUUGUCAUAGCAACCAUCAUCGUCAUCACUCUAGUGAUGUUGAGGAAGAAGCAGUACACGUCCAUCCACCAUGGCAUCAUCGAGGUGGAUGCUGCUGUGACUCCAGAGGAGCGUCACCUGUCAAAGAUGCAGCAGAACGGCUAUGAGAACCCCACCUACAAGUUCUUUGAGCAGAAUCAGAACUGAUGGAGUAACCUCCAUCCUCCCCAUCCCUUCACCCCCCUCCUCUCUGGACAGUGCAGACCACAUCUGUGUCUUACCUUGUUCUUGCUUGUCGAACAAAUGCUCCUCCCAUUGAUUGGAAAGGUGUGAUACCUAAUCAUAUUAAUGCUAUAAUGGUCAAAUUCAAUUCGGAUUAAUGUCAAAAGCUCAAUCGAUUUUUCGCCUCAUGAAAUGUUCGGAAGUUGAAUGUAAAUUGUACAGUAAUAUAUAUCCAGACGUUAGCGGUGUGUUUUCUGCACUGUCCUUCCUCACACUACUAAAUGAGUAAAACACUGGGACAUGUGAGGGGUGACGCCCCCUCCUCUUCCUCUCUCUUCAUCACACACUGACUGCAGCUGUGCUGUGUUCGGUCACAAAAAAUCUAGUGGUAAAAUCGAUCUUUAUGAAUGAGAUCUUGAUCAUUAUUUGAUUGUUUCUGGUUUGUUUUUCACAAAAAAAAGAAAUGGAAAAAUCAUUGAAAAAACAAAGAAACUUGCCAAAAAAGGGAGAUUUUUUUUUUAGUUCCGUCGAUAUUGAAGUAAAGCAAAAAAAGUUAAAAGAAUACUUGUUACUAUGUAGUGCAUGAUAGAAAAAAUGAUUCUGCUAUUUGGAUCUUGAUCUUUUCUCAUGUAGAGACACUAGCAGUUAGUAACUUGUGAAUACGUGACUUGAGUUGCACAAAAAAAAAAAAUUUAGACUGAAUUGGCAUUCUGCUUUAAACACGAUUAAAGAGAUUCAUGCUUUUGUUUCUAUAUCUUGUUCUUUUUUUAUUAUGGCCUGCUGUGAGCGGCUGGCUGAAGCUGUCGAUGUACAUUAUUAUCUUGAGUUUAGAUGUUUCCGUUCUAUGCAUUACAGAGAUUUAUUUACUUCUCUGACAGCUAUUUAAGUUGGAUUUUCCAUUUGACACGUGGUUGUAUGUGUUUUUUAAGCGGGUUUUUGGGGUCAGGGCAGGCGGGUUCGAAGUGGGUUAUUCUGUGUGUGUCCUCACCGGUCGGUUUUAUCUUUUUGUGUUACUGUGUGUCGACAGAUGUAGAUGUCUUUCUCCUCUUUGUCUCACGUUUGUCUCUUGUUAUACAGCAGCAUCACUGAAGCUCAUUUGCUCUCGCUGUCUCUCUGUUUUUCUCAUGUUUGGUGCAGGGCAAAAUGAUCACUGUUGUAAUGAAGAAAAAAAUCUCACAUUCUUAUUAACAGAAAAAAUCAUUUGUAUAGAACAAUUGUUGGUAUGAAUCAGAAAGGCUGAAUUUGAAUUAUGCUGAUUUCGAUUUAGAAAAAUGUCCAGACGGAAGAGAAAUGAGAAUGUAUCGAGAUAUCUUUUCAUAACAAUGAGGGAGUUAUUUUCAUGCAAAAUAUUCUAAAAUAAUUGUUGAUAUCACUUUUUUCCUCAAUGAAAUAUUAGAUUUUAAGAUCAAGCAUCAUUUUUGUGCCCUGUAGUCACUCACUCGUGUCAUCACACAAAUCAUGUCGUUGUUUCAGUCAGUUUUAGAAAACCGCUCAUCUCCGUACAUAGUGAUUGCCAGAUCAUAGCUAUGACAGAUUGCCAUUAUUCUGUGUGAAACUGCAUGCGGUUUAUGAUCUGGCAACCGGUGUGAAAGGAAUUUGAUUUAAGUCCAACUGUUGGAAAGAUUCACAUCAAUAACCAACCGGUCUAAUGAAUGUCAAUGAAUCGUUUACAGAAUCAACUCAACAGACUUUUUAAACCUCACCCAUCAGAUGUUUUCAAGAUGUUUUCAAGAUGAGUAAAUUAUUGUCCAUUGAAUUUCUCUUGACUUUUAGUGAGGCGUCCGGGUUUCUGUGGAUUGAUUUGAUCUGAAGUGGUAUAUGAUGAUUGAACUCGAAAAGCAAUGGGCUUUUUUGUUUAUGUGGCAUUUUUCUGAAUUCUAUAUCAAUUUCUUUGACUGGAAAAACAACUGCGCUUUCUACACUGUAUUCCAUAAAUAAAGUUUUGAAUGUACAUACAGA